Colletotrichum truncatum is the source of this 726-nucleotide messenger RNA. Its product is annotated as isochorismatase. Lineage: Eukaryota; Fungi; Ascomycota; Sordariomycetes; Glomerellales; Glomerellaceae. The record is from RefSeq and is a predicted model, not a curated record.
AUGCAGCUCAGCAAACUUCUGGCAACCGCCAGUGUUCUUUCUGCGACGGCCUUCGCCUAUAAGUAUGAAAGGCUCAACCGGAAUGAUUCGAUGAUUUUUAUUGUCGACCAUCAAGUCGGUCUUUUCAGUCUCGUCCGCGAUUUGGAGCCUACCUACUUUAAGGCCAACAUCAUGGCCCAUGCCGUUCUGGCCAAAGCCUUCGAUCUACCCGUGGUUAUGAGUACAUCUAUCGAACAUGGGCCCAACGGACCCAUUCCGGGAGAAAUCCUGGAUAUGUUCCCUGAAGCACCCAUCAUCAAGCGCCCUGGUGAAGUCAAUGCAUGGGACAACCCCGACGUUAGAGAUGCCAUUAUCGCCACGAACAGGUCGCAGAUAAUUAUUGGUGGAAUCAUGACGGAUGUGUGCACUGCAUUCGCUGCUCUGUCUCUCCGCGAAGCUGGCUAUGGAGUUUGGGCCAACAUCGAGGCUUCCGGGACUGUUAACGAGAUGGUCCGCGAUGCUUCCAAUGAUCGGAUGAAGGACGCAGGUGUUCAAUUGGUGUCCUUGUCAGCCAUUUGGGGGGAGCUGAUGCGGGACUGGCGUACGCCUCCUACUGGCAUCAACACCUUCGCUUUCAUGGACGAAUACGUCCCCAGCAUUGGCAUGUUGUCCAGGGGCCACCGGGCGGCUGUCGAAAAUGGCACUUUAGUGCCUGGAGAAGACACACUGCCAAGCUCACCCCGAUAA